Messenger RNA from Ostertagia ostertagi, 435 nucleotides. The record is from the annotation of a GenBank genome assembly. Lineage: Eukaryota; Metazoa; Nematoda; Chromadorea; Rhabditida; Trichostrongylidae.
AUGGAGAAUUUCACUCAUGCUAAAGCACCCUCCACGAUGAGCUCAUAUGGACGAUUUGUUGUGGCAGACACUGCUGACACCACUAUGCCUCCAGAUAUUCUACCGUUACCGUACCAAGUUCUCUACAUUCUAUUGCCAACAGUCAGUGUAGUGGGGAAUGGAUCUAUUGUAUACGUCACUAUACGAUCAAACAUUGACGGCCAUCGAGUCAAGACCAACAUUUGUAUCAACCUGCAGCUGGCACCAAUCUUCGCCUCAUGCUUCUCGUUGGUGCUUCUGCUCAACGUUGCCAUAGACAGACUGUUAUCCUUAUUCUCGGCCUACGAAGCACUAGUAGCUCGACAUCGUAAAUAUUACUUGGCUGUCCACAUUCUACCAGUUACAUUCUUCGUCUACUACGCUAUAAGCACGAUGUACGGCAGCGUUGGAAAAUAA